AUCGCGUCAACGUAGCAGUCUACAGACGUCAAGAUGGUGCUUGAAAGCACUAUGGUGUGUGUGGAUAAUAGUGAAUACAUGCGAAAUGGAGACUUUCUGCCUACCAGGCUGCAGGCUCAGCAGGAUGCAGUCAAUAUUGUUUGUCACUCCAAAACACGCAGCAACCCUGAAAACAACGUGGGCCUCAUCACCAUGGCAAAUAACUGUGAAGUGCUGACCACACUGACCCCAGACACGGGGAGAAUACUGUCCAAGCUGCAUGCUGUGCAGCCUCGUGGAAACAUCAGCUUCUGCACUGGCAUCAGAGUGGCACAUUUGGCAUUGAAACACAGACAGGGCAAAAAUCACAAGAUGCGCAUUAUUGCAUUUGUUGGAAGCCCAGUGGAGGACAAUGAAAAAGAACUGGUCAAAAUGGCAAAGCGCUUGAAGAAAGAAAAAGUCAGCGUGGAUAUCAUUAAUUUUGGAGAGGAGGAGAUGAACACAGAGAAGCUGACUACCUUCAUCAACACACUAAAUGGGAAAGAAGGAGCAGGUUCCCACCUGGUCACAGUACCUCCAGGCCCCAGUCUGGCUGAUGCCCUGCUCUCCUCACCCAUCCUGGCUGGAGAGGGAGGUGCAGUGUUGGGUCUGGGUGCCAGUGACUUUGAGUUUGGAGUGGAUCCCAGUGCCGACCCAGAGCUGGCCUUGGCCCUGCGUGUGUCUAUGGAGGAGCAGAGACAACGCCAGGAGGACGAGACUCGCAGAGCAGCUGUUGCAUCAGCUGCUGAAGUUGGCAUUCCCUCUCCUCCUGCAGAUAAGUCAGAAGAUGCUUUGUUGAAGAUGUCUGUCUCACAUACGGAGUCCACCACACCUGUUUUACCAGACAUCAGCCGCAUGACUGAGGAUGAACAGAUUGCCUAUGCUAUGCACAUGUCCAUGCAGGGACCAGGAGCAGACUUUGGUGCUGAGGACAUGGACACGGGAGCUGACAUAGAUUCCAAUGAGGCAAAGGAUGAAGAGGACUACGAUGUUAUGCAAGAUCCAGAGUUCCUACAAAGUGUUCUUGAAAACCUUCCUGGAGUCGACCCCAACAAUGAGGCCAUUCGUAACGCCAUGGGCUCUCUGGCUUCACAGACUGGCCCCAAACCAGAGACCAAGAAAGACGAAGAGAAAAAGAAAUAAAGAGAAUUUUGAAGAAGAAUAGAGACCUGAGAAUUAACUGCAUUUUGCCAUUCACAGUAUCAUGGUCCUCAAUGCAGGAAAUGUUUUGUUCAUCUUUUGUUUACUAGUAAAACAGCAUCCCUACCCGUUCCCUUGUAUUUCUUAUCCAAACAACGUCAAAGUCGGCUCUGCACACACUGGUGCCUGUAGUAAUGUAUGCAGGUUAUUUACUACUAUGGUUGCUGUGGUAACCUGCAUACAAAUCAGGAUGGUGCCCAUUCAUUUCCCCAUGUGAGACGGGGUGAAAGUGGCUCAUUUAGUGACAUGUCUGUCGCAAUUCUACCACUAUCUCUAUCUCACUAUCACCCCAAACAACAAACAAACUUGGCACAGUGCCAAGUCGGCACUGCACACUAGUGCUUUUAGUAAAUCACCUGUGAAGUUUGAAGCCAGACAAGCAAACCAGUGCACAGUUUAUUAGAUAUAAUAUUUGAUUUAGAGAUGGAGCGACUGAUGUUCCUUGGAUCUAUAGUGAAAUGUAGUUGUGCUAACGUUUUGACGACUUUGGGUGAAAUUUUGCUUUCACUUUUUUGUGUGUCAAACACACGCCUCAAGGCUUUUCUAAUAAAAAAAAAUACUCUGCAACAUGAGCAAAUCACAACUCUAAAUAAAUGUACAGGAUACAAAGAA
Messenger RNA from Solea senegalensis (Senegalese sole), 1830 nucleotides. Its product is annotated as 26S proteasome non-ATPase regulatory subunit 4-like. Gene Ontology annotation, cellular component: nucleus; cytosol; proteasome regulatory particle, base subcomplex. Gene Ontology annotation, molecular function: polyubiquitin modification-dependent protein binding. Lineage: Eukaryota; Metazoa; Chordata; Actinopteri; Pleuronectiformes; Soleidae. Bases 34 to 1161 code for a protein of 375 amino acids. The record is from RefSeq and is a predicted model, not a curated record. Gene Ontology annotation, biological process: proteasome-mediated ubiquitin-dependent protein catabolic process. The transcript is spliced from 10 exons.